This is a messenger RNA of Fusarium verticillioides 7600, 7565 nucleotides long. Its product is annotated as chitin synthase. The transcript has 3 exons. The record is from RefSeq and is a predicted model, not a curated record. Gene Ontology annotation, molecular function: chitin synthase activity; cytoskeletal motor activity; ATP binding. Lineage: Eukaryota; Fungi; Ascomycota; Sordariomycetes; Hypocreales; Nectriaceae. Gene Ontology annotation, cellular component: cell periphery; cell septum; myosin complex. Bases 1545 to 7133 code for a protein of 1862 amino acids.
UAAAAUGGAGCAUGGGGCAUCAAAGUAAACAAGCCUUUUGUAUGACCCGCUGUGUCGUCCCUGUCUGUGCGGGUUAGCUUAGUAUUAGGGGAUGCCAUUUGAGGAACAACUGGUUGGUUACUGGGCCAGAGUUGGCAAGGGUUUUCUUUUUUAGGGGUCUACUAUUGACAGAGUUCGCUCCAGUCAUGAUGAGCUACGAUUUGUUGGUGCAUAUGUCCGUCUCCUGAUGAAUGAUGCAGUCAUCAACAAAACAGCUGAACCUUUGGCCCUCCGCUGGCAGACGGGAAACGGGAGGAAUGCUUAUCACAAGACAUGGUCUCAAGUUAUAAUUGUCAUGGCUGACCGUUUGUGGCUUGUAAUAAGCUAGAUGAGUUGGACAGAGCCCCGAGCCACCACCACCGGCCCCGGGUCUUUUAUUAAAAUUGUGGCAUUCGAUCUCAUCAUGAUUGUAAAAUUCAAUUAGUUGCCCGCAAGCGCAGUUUCAGAAACCGUCAACACCCAUAUAUAAGUACAUAGAGUACGUAUGAGGAAAUACGUCAACUUUAAUUGACACUUGAAUGCACUCCUGAGUGGUUUUUAAUGCGAAGAAAUGCCACUCAUCACACACUUUCAGCUGAAGUGCCGAAUUGCUUCAAAUGAUUCAGGAGGGCUAAUAUGUAAUAUUUCGCUUUAUGACUGAAUGAGUUUGAUCUAAUGGUUGAGGUCAUCAUAGCAGAUCGCUUACAGGACUAACAUCAUCUCCCAAGUCUUGUUUAUUACUAAUGACACUUGAACAUCUCAGUCCCACCAAAGACUGCCAAGAGCCAGACGAGGUGAGGCGAAAACAGAGGCAGAAAAAGAACAGAGAUAGAUCCAGGGGGGGAGAUGUUGGAGCUUUCCGGCAGUGCCGUGUGGCUAUGGGCAGGGAAAAACCUCGUAUGGCGUCCAUAUUUAUGCCGUGGCCGUGAGACAGCAUCCAAACAUAGAAAUUGUUCAAGGCCAAAGGGGGUCCUUGCGCUAUGCCCGAGCUGCAUUAGUGGUAUCAGUGGUCUACCGUACUGACAAUCCCACCUUUUUACCGUGGAGAGAGUAGAGAGCACUCUCCCUGUCGUGUACGAGGAGGAGAGGAGACUUGCAUGUGGCCAGUCCAGUCCAGUCCAGUCCAUUUCAGUCCAGUCCCAAGAAAACAAUCCCUUUUCCCAGCCAAGCCCAUGUUGUUUUUGUUGGUGUCCAUACCUUUCCUUUACCUUGGCAAGUAGAGUUACCAGUCCAAGUCCAAUCGUUCUGGUGAAGGCUUCUGUUUCCGGGGCCUGGCUCUUCUUCCCUUCUUUAAAUCUUUAUUAUUGUUUUUAUCCGACACUCGUUUCGUCUACUAGCAUUCUCAACCUUCGCUGAGUGCCUGUUUGACUGUUGAACAACCAACCUAGACGAUAAUACGAUCGAAACUAACGACGACCAUAACAACUUCCUAAUAACCCAAUUCGCAACAACAGCCUUUCUGCUGAAACCCAGAUCUACCGAGUCGUUACAACCUUCGAGAGCCACUUGCUGGCUGCUUGUCCAUCAUGGCCAUGAGCCUCCCACAGCUCGGCGGCGCAGGAGGCCCUCACACUCAACCCUCUUUGCCAUCGCUGCCUGCACAUCUUCAAUCCGACACGCAUCUCACUGCUCAUCUCGCCAGUCGCUUCCAUGUCUCGCAUCCUACCGCUCGGCUGUCUUCUCACGCCCUCAUCUCUCUCAACACCUAUACCAACUCCUCAAAGGGUCCCGAUGGUGGCAAGGAAGGUAGCGCCAUGGCUGGCGCCGAGGAAAUCGCUGACAGAGCCUUUCUGCGAUUAGGACAUAGAUCCGAGAACCAAGCUGUUGUCUUUUUGGGUGAAUCUGGCGCUGGAAAGUCUACUAUUCGAGCCCACCUCCUGACUGCUCUUCUCAACAAAUCGUCAACGCCUCUGUCCACAAAGCUCUCUCUCGCCGCAUAUGUCUUUGAUAGUCUCACAACUACCAAGACUGCUACAACACCCACUGCUUCCAAGUCCGGGCUCUUCUACGAGUUGCAGUACGAUACUUCAGCCACCACAAACCCUGUUCUGAUUGGUGGUAAGCUCUUAGAUCAUCGCCUGGAGCGUAGCCGUAUCGCCGAUGUUCCUACAGGAGAGCGCAACUUCCACGUUCUGUACUAUCUUCUUGCCGGAACAAGCGAGGCUGAAAAGUCUCAUCUCGGCUUGGACGGUGGUUCUGUCACUGGAACCACUCAAAAACGAUGGAAGUAUCUCGGCCAUCCCACUCAGCUCAAGGUCGGAAUCAACGACGCCGAGGGUUUCCAAGUUUUCAAGAAUGCUCUGCGAAAGCUGGAAUUUCCUCGCGCUGAAAUUGCCGAGAUUUGCCAAAUUCUCGCCAGUAUUCUUCACAUCGGUCAACUAGAGUUUGAGACAACUAGCCAGACCAGCGUAACUGGCGAUGAUAGUGGUGGCUUCUCCCACGAGGGUGGUACAACCAUCACCGCUGUCAAGAACAAGGAUGUUCUCAGCAUCAUCGCUGCUUUCCUUGGUGUCAGCGCCGCUGACCUCCAGACCACCCUGGGAUAUAAGACCAAGAUGAUUCACCGAGAACGUGUCACUGUUAUGCUCGACCCCAACGGUGCCCGUGCCCACGCUGGAGAGCUUGCCCGAACACUCUACUCCCUUCUCGUUGCUUGGAUUCUCGAGACCAUCAACCAGCGACUUUGUGCACCCGAGGAGUCUAUUGCCAACACUGUCUCGAUCGUCGAUUUCCCUGGGUUCUGUCAGCAAACUCCCACUGGCUCUGCGCUCGACCAACUUCUCAAUAAUGCCGCUACCGAAUGCAUUUACAACCUUACUCUCCAGAACUUCUUCGACCGCAAGGCUGACAUGCUGGAGUCUGAGGAAGUCAGUGUUGCUGCGACCAGCUAUUUCGACAAUUCGGACGCUGUUCGAGGCAUCCUGAAGCCCGGCAAUGGCCUUCUCAGCAUUCUCGAUGAUCAAACUCGACGAAACCGAACAGAUAUGCAGUUCCUUGAGGCUCUCCGAAGACGUUUCGAUGGCAAGAACGCUGCUAUCGAGGUUGGCUCUGCUCAAGCUAAGCUUCCUGGAAGCAACUUCAUGACUGAGAAUACCUCUGCCGUCUUCACCGUGAAGCACUUUGCUGGUGAGGUGGAUUACCCUGUCAAGGGACUCAUCGAGGAGAACGGCGAGAUCAUCUCUGGUGAUCUCCUCAAUAUGAUCAACGGUACCAAGAGCGAGUUUGUUGCUCGUCUUUUCGGCCAAGACGCUCUCCAGACCGUGACUCACCCCAAUGAACGCACUACUGUUAUGCAGGCUACUGUCAGCUCAAAGCCUAUGCGAGCGCCUAGUGUCAUGUCUAGAAAGACGCACCGAACUGGUCGCCCCAGCACAGCUUACAAGCGCCAGCAGCAAGAGGCUAUGGAGGAGUUAGAUCAGCAGAGCCAAGCUGGAGAGUCUAAGAAGAACGCCAAGAUGACUCUCGAUCAAGGUGCUUCAGGCCAGUUCCUUGCCUCGCUGGACAAUGUCCAGAAGGCUGUCACUGACCCCGGCACCAACUCAUAUUUCGUCUUUUGCUUGAAGCCCAACGAUCGACGAAUUGCAAACCAGUUCGACAGUAAGUGCGUUCGUAUGCAGGUCCAAACUUUUGGUAUUGCAGAAAUCAGCCAGCGUCUUCGAUCUGCCGAUUUCAGUUUAUUCUUGCCUUUCGGCGAGUUUUUGGGUAUGACAGAUGCGGAGACAAUUUUGGUUGGCAGUGAACGAGAACGUGCUGAGAUGGUCAUUGAGGAGAAGCAGUGGCCCCAGAAUGAAGUCAGAGUUGGUGCCACUGGUGUUUUCCUUAGUGAACGCUGCUGGAUGGAGAUUGCCCAGCUCGGGGAGGCAGUCUCAGUUGCUGGCCGCUACGGUGGCCUGCCCUCAUCCGAUGCUGGCGAUGGUCUCACACCUGCUGAGUCUAUGGCUUUCGGCGCCUCCAAGGAGCAUUUGGUUUCCGGUGGCAAUACCCCUCUCAUGUACGGUGAGAAGGCCAAGGGUGGUUACUUCACCGACGAUACUCGAUCCGAGGCUGGUGUUUCUGCCUUUGGUGGUGGUGACAUGUUCAAGAACCUCGACACACGUGAGCAGAUGGCUGAGCGAGGCAACGAGAAGUCUCUCGAGGAGGUUGAGGAGUACCGAGAUAAGCCUAGCCGCAAGCGCUGGGUAGCUCUCGUCUUCUUCCUCACUUGGUUCAUCCCCGACUUUGCCAUCAGGCUGAUCGGACGUAUGCCUCGAAAGGAUGUUCGUAUGGCCUGGAGAGAAAAGGUGGCGAUUAACAUGCUCAUUUGGUUGAUGUGUGCCGUCGCCGCCUUCUUCAUGGUCGGAUUCCCCACGCUCAUUUGUCCCAAGCAGUAUGUUUACAGCUCCAACGAACUCUCUUCCUACGACGGCAACAAGGGCAGCAAGGGUGCCUACGUUGCUAUCCGCGGCUUCGUUAUUGACCUCAAUGCCUUCAUUCCCAACCAUUAUCCUGGUAGCAACCUUGUCAGUGAGGAUACUCUCUUGAACUAUGCCGGCAAGGAUAUCAGCGCUCUUUUCCCCAUCCAAGUGUCUGCUCUUUGCCAGGGCAAAGACGGUCAGAUUCCUCCUGAGGUCACUCUUGACAACCGAAACACCAACAUCACUGGCCAGCCACAGCUUCUUGCUUCCAGAGAUAUUGAUGUCAACUCCGUCUACCAUGAUUUCCGUUAUUACACCAACGACAGCCGACCUGAUUGGUACUUCGAGCAGAUGUACACCUUUAAGCAUGUCUACCUCAAGGGUCGCAUGGGUUACAGCCCCAAAUAUGUGAAGAAACUGGCCCGAGACAGUUCUUGGAACGUUGUCACUAUUCACGGAAAGGUUUACGACAUGACCAAGUACCUCCAGGGUGGUCUCCGCCUCAAGGCCAAGGCCGGCAAGCCUACUCCCAAUAUUCCAGGUGCCACAGACUUCAUGGAGGACAGUGUUGUCCAGCUGUUCCGAAGUGCCAAGGGUCAGGAUGUUUCCAAGUACUGGGAUAACAUCAAGCUCAGCCCUGUCAAGAAACAACGCAUGGAGACCUGCCUGAACAACCUCUUCUACAUUGGUGACUCAGAUACUCGAAACUCCGUCCGUUGUCAGUUCGCUACGUACUUCAUCUUGGCUAUUUCAGUCAUGCUGGCAUCUAUCUUGGUCUUCAAGUUCCUUGCUGCGCUCCAAUUCGGUGGCAAGAACGUGCCCGAGAACCUUGACAAGUUCGUCAUGUGUAUGAUUCCCGCUUAUACCGAAGAUGAAGACUCGUUGCGACGUGCUAUUGACUCGCUUUCUCGCAUGAAGUAUGAUGAUAAGCGCAAGCUUCUUGUCGUUGUCUGUGACGGUAUGAUUAUCGGUCAAGGUAACGACAGGCCUACGCCUCGCAUCGUGCUGGAUAUUCUUGGUGUCUCCGAGACCGUCGACCCCGAGCCUCUCAGUUUCGAGGCUCUCGGUGAGGGUAUGAAGCAGCAUAAUAUGGGUAAGAUCUACUCGGGUCUUUACGAGGUCCAAGGCCACAUCGUCCCCUUUAUGGUCAUUGUCAAGGUGGGCAAGCCUUCUGAGGUUUCUCGCCCCGGUAACCGUGGUAAACGAGACUCCCAGAUGGUUCUCAUGCGUUUCCUCAACCGCGUCCACUACAACCUCGCCAUGAGUCCCAUGGAGCUGGAGAUGUAUCACCAGAUCCGCAAUAUUAUUGGCGUGAAUCCAACCUUCUACGAAUAUCUUUUCCAAAUCGAUGCCGAUACUGUCGUCGCUCCAGACUCAGCUACUCGAAUGAUUUCAGCCUUCAUCGAUGAUACUCGCCUGAUUGCUUGCUGUGGUGAAACCGCUCUCACCAACGCCAAGGGCUCUUUCAUCACUAUGAUUCAGGUCUACGAGUACUGGAUAUCACAUAACUUGUCCAAGGCAUUCGAGAGUUUGUUCGGCUCAGUCACUUGUUUGCCUGGUUGUUUCUCCAUGUACCGAAUUCGCGCUGCGGAGACCGGCAAGCCUUUGUUCGUCAGCAAGGAGAUCGUUGAAGACUACUCCACGAUUCGUGUUGAUACUCUGCACAUGAAGAACUUGCUCCAUCUUGGUGAGGAUCGAUAUCUCACAACCUUGCUCCUCAAGUAUCACUCCAAGUAUAAGACAAAGUACCUCUUCAGCGCACAAGCCUGGACUAUUGCUCCUGACUCCUGGUCUGUCUUCUUGUCUCAGCGACGUCGUUGGAUCAACUCUACCGUACACAACUUGGCUGAGCUUAUUCCUUUGGCCCAGCUUUGCGGCUUCUGCUGUUUCAGUAUGCGUUUUGUUGUCUUCAUCGAUCUUCUGAGCACUAUCGUCCAACCUGUCAUUGUCAUGUAUAUCGUGUACCUGAUUUACCAAGUCGCUACCAACCCGUCAGUUGUGCCUAUUACAGCUUUCUUGUUGCUUGGUGCCAUCUACGGUCUACAGGCUGUCAUCUUCAUCCUCCGACGCAAGUGGGAGAUGGUUGGUUGGAUGAUCAUGUAUAUUGCUGCCAUUCCUGUCUUCUCUUUCGGUCUGCCCCUGUACUCCUUCUGGCAUAUGGAUGACUUCAACUGGGGUAACACUCGAGUUAUUGCUGGCGAAGCCGGCAAGAAGAUCGUUGUUUCAGACGAGGGCAAGUUUGAUCCCAGCUCGAUCCCUCGCAAGAAGUGGGAGGAGUACCAAGCCGAGCUAUGGGAGACACAGACCCAGACUGCUCGUGAUGAUGUGCGAUCAGAGAUCUCUGGUUACAGUUAUGCUACCAAGGCUCAGGGACCCUUCUCUGAGUACGGUGGUGGCUACCAGCCCAGCCGCCCUGGCUCAACAGCUGGCUUCGGCCACCAGAACAUGUCUCGCAUGUCUCUGGCCCAUUCUGAGAUGCCUGGCAACCGUGCGAGCCAGUUUGGUGGCUCACAAUUCUUCUCUCCCGAGGAGAUGGUUGGCAUGCCUAGUGAUGAUGCCCUCCUCGCCGAGAUUCGCGACAUCCUCAAGACAGCCGACUUGAUGACUGUCACCAAGAAGGGCAUAAAGCAAGAGCUGGAGAGGCGAUUUAAUGUUCCUCUAGACGCGAAGAGGGCCUAUAUCAACUCUGCAACUGAAGCCCUGCUUUCUGGCCAAUUGUAGACUGUUUAGACUCAGCAUGUAUCCAUUGAGACGGUCGUUAUAAUGCCCAUACAGCCUUGCGAUAAUCUUGUUUAAAUCUGUUUUGGAGUGUGUUCAUAUUUUACAACGGCGAAUUCUGGAUGGGAAAUUAAAAAAACUCAACACUUUUGUUAACGGCAGAAUAAAAAGGCUGCUCUUAUCCAUAUUAAUGCGUGGGGUAGUUAGCGAGGGAGAGUAUCUUUUGUGUCUAGGGGUAUAUAUAUUUUGUCGUCUUUAUGGUGUCCGUUCUGGUUAUUGUUUGGUAGAUGGAUGGAUCUGUACAUAUGUACGAACAAAUUUGAACAAUGAUGUUUCAGUGAUAAUAUUGACACCAUGAACUUCUCAAUCGAUGCUUGAAGUCGACUGCACAGAUCGCGAGCAUUUGAGUACCUAUAGGAGAUGUUCGUUUCCUUG